This is a messenger RNA of Penicilliopsis zonata CBS 506.65, 864 nucleotides long. RefSeq lists its product as hypothetical. Bases 18 to 770 code for a protein of 250 amino acids. NCBI's taxonomy places the organism in Eukaryota, Fungi, Ascomycota, Eurotiomycetes, Eurotiales, Aspergillaceae. The transcript has 2 exons. The record is from RefSeq and is a predicted model, not a curated record.
UGAGUACCUGAUUCAAAAUGGGUGACAAGCCACCUACCUACCACGAAGCGACAUCUAUGGCCUCGCCGCGGAUGGAGGGGAUCCAGAUUGUGCUGAUGUACUUCAGCUGGACGGACCGCAUCCGUCUGCUGGGCUUCCCCGACAACCUCCAGGCGCGCGUGACGGAGGUUCUGAGGAGGUCAUGGCCCAAGGGCAUCCAAGAUGUGCGACCCUUUGACGAGAGCAUGGAGAUCAAGCUGCGCGGGAAUCCCUUUGCGCAUGGCGGCGACGAAGAGAAAAUCGCGAUCCGCAGGGUUGUCUUAGACCUGCUGGACAUGUUUGCAAAGGAAGGAUGGGGGGUUGGCCCGGUGGCAGGAGGUUUAGGGCGACUGGGAAAUUACCAAGCAUAUGGUGAAAAGGCUUCACUGGUCCUCCAACGCCAACUGCCGCAGGAACGCCUUUGGCUGUGUGUUUCCUUUGACUCGCGUGACCUGAUCCAUCUGGUCAACGCCCCGGCUCAUCUAGCCAAGGCGAUGUGUAAAGCGUUUGGCGACCGAAUUGAGGGAUGCUACCAGGACUUCGUGUCCGAAAACUUCGAGCUCAGGUUGAAGGAUGCAGUCUGGUCACAGCCAACGCCCAAGGGUGCUGUGCAGAGCAGACUAAUCGCUCUCCAAGUGCUACGCUGUCUCCACGAACAGGGAUACAGCUUGUGUGCUAGUCUAGACCUCGACCACGGUCUUGGUGGCACUUUGUAUCUAAGCAGUGGGGAGAUUUGGUUCUGCUGCCGCUGAAUACGAGGCCCAAAUAGUGGUCUGGCGUUCGAAGGUGGCUUUUCAUGCCGCUUUGGUUCGCUUCGUCUAGUCGUUUUCUGCUGGCUUGUCAUUC